This is a messenger RNA of Candidozyma auris, 1353 nucleotides long. It is a transcript of the gene KTR4, whose product is annotated as putative mannosyltransferase. The record is from RefSeq and is a predicted model, not a curated record. NCBI's taxonomy places the organism in Eukaryota, Fungi, Ascomycota, Pichiomycetes, Serinales, Metschnikowiaceae. The transcript has a single exon. Gene Ontology annotation, molecular function: alpha-1,2-mannosyltransferase activity. Gene Ontology annotation, cellular component: membrane; Golgi apparatus. Bases 1 to 1353 code for a protein of 450 amino acids. Gene Ontology annotation, biological process: cell wall mannoprotein biosynthetic process; protein O-linked glycosylation; protein N-linked glycosylation.
AUGCUUAUCUCGUUGGUCUCAUUCAAGCUUCCAAGGCUGGUGGUUCGUGUGCUCCUACCUUUGGUUUUGUUGAUCGCAAUCACUAGUCUUAUCGUGGUGCAUUCUGGAGAAGAUGUACGCGAGAACCUCUCUGACUUUCUCAAGCAGCUAGAUGCUGCUAAGCACUUUUCCCUGAAGGUACCUUAUGUUCUAGAAAAGGGCAAUGUUAAGUUUACUUUUCUCAAUUUGAAGGGAAAAAAGGGCUCUCCCGAAGACAUCUUAAAGCAGAACAAUGCAAGGUACAAGGAGGUGAUGGCUCAGGAGAUCAAAGAGCCUAAGGACUUCGAUAUAGAGUCAAUCCGGCCUCCUACCGAUUUGGAUUCAUAUCAACAUGCCAACGCGACAAUCAUAUCGUUGGUGAGAAAUAAUGAAGCGGCCAAAAUUGGAUCUGCAAUCAAGUCUUUCGAAUCAAAGUUCAACAGUAAGUUUAAGUACCCAUACAUGUUUUUGAACGACGAGCCAUUCACUGAACGCUUCAAAGAAAGGAUAAAAAAAUACACCGAUGCUCCAAUGACGUUUGUGCAAGUUCCGGCUGAGGUGUGGAAGAAGCCAGACUUUGUGGAUGAAGCUCGUGAGAAUGAAGCUAUGGACCGACUCGAGAAAUUAAAUGUUGCCUACGCGAAGAAAGCUUCAUAUCAUCAUAUGUGUCGAUUCUACUCGGGAAAAUUCUAUAAUCUUCCUGAAUUGCAGAAAUAUAAAUACUACUGGCGCUUGGAGCCUAGCGUGAAGUUCUUCACUGACGUCAAUUAUGAUGUUUUUAAGUACUUGGAGGGUACAGGAAAGAUAUAUGGCUUCACGAUAAAUUUAUAUGACAUUGAUGAGAGUAUUGAGACCCUAUUUCCAGAAACACUAGCAUUUCUCAAUCAAGACGACAAUUACAAGUACGUUAGUGAAAAUGGCGCCUUCCAAUGGAUCACUGAAAAUCAACAAAAUCCAAAGAAGGCUAGGGUAGCCAAUGGCUACUCGACAUGUCAUUUCUGGUCCAACUUCGAAAUUGCAGACAUGGAUUUCUAUCGCGGCGAAGCAUACACUAACUGGUUUAAUUAUUUGGACUCUACCGGAAAGUUUUUUUAUGAAAGGUGGGGGGAUGCUCCUGUGCAUUCUCUAGGGUUGGCUCUUUUUGCCGAUCGGCGUAAAAUUCAUUGGUUCAGGGAUAUUGGCUAUCAUCACACGCCAUACGUUCAUUGCCCUAACACCCCUACAACACGAGGGUGCACAGUUGGCGAAUUCUCGGACCACAAUAGCGAUUACGACCAAAAUUGUAUGGCCACUUGGAUUGAUUACGAAGCAGGUGACUUAUCAUCUGUUUACUGA